Eremothecium cymbalariae DBVPG#7215 is the source of this 924-nucleotide messenger RNA. It is a transcript of the gene TVP38, whose product is annotated as Tvp38p. The transcript has a single exon. Gene Ontology annotation, biological process: vesicle-mediated transport; mitotic spindle elongation. The record is from RefSeq and is a predicted model, not a curated record. Gene Ontology annotation, cellular component: Golgi membrane. Lineage: Eukaryota; Fungi; Ascomycota; Saccharomycetes; Saccharomycetales; Saccharomycetaceae. The coding region runs from base 1 to 924 and encodes 307 amino acids.
AUGGCGGACGAUUACGAGGCUCGAACAAGUGCGCAAGGAGGAUUAAAUAUAAACAGAGAGAACUUCCUAAGCAAUGAUAAUUUUUUUGAUUUGGAUGAUGAAGACUUUCUUGAUAUGUAUCAGUUAACUGCUAGGCAAAGAUUAGUUCAUCAAUGGAAAAGGUCAGCUAAGAGGUUAUUAGAGGGUUUUAUUGUCCUUCCAUUUUGGAAGAAGGCAUUAUUUUUAGGGUUUGGGGCCACAACUGUGAGUACGACGUUACUGGUUUUAGUGUUUCACAAGCAGCUACUUGAUGCGAUUAUUAAGGUAUCGAACGAUUUGAAUUCGAGAUGGUACACACCUAUUGUGUUUUUCGUUCUGAUUUUUGGUGUUUCGUUUCCUCCUAUGAUUGGGUUUUCGUUGCUUUGUACGUCUGUUGGAUUAGUCUAUGGCAUUUCUUUUAAAGGAUGGCUAACUGUUGCGUUGGGUACUGUUAUUGGAUCAAUCGCAGCAUUUGUGGUGUUCAAGACGGUGCUUCGUUCUCAUGCGGAAAGGUUAGUUCGUUUAAACGAUAAGUUUGAGGCUUUGGCUUCUAUUUUACAGGAUCAUAACAGCUAUUGGAUCAUUGCACUUAUCCGGCUCUGUCCAUUCCCUUAUUCGUUAACAAACGGUGCCAUUGCAGGUGUAUAUGGUAUAUCUACACGUAACUUUUCUAUCGCUCAGGUUUUGACGACUCCGAAAUUGGUAAUGUAUCUAUUCAUUGGAUCUAGACUUAAGAGCAUUGGUGAAACGAAUUCCACCCUUACAAAGCUGUUUAAUAUACUAAGUAUUUUCACUGCAUUGGCAUUCCUAGCUCUGACAGCGUCAAUAUUGUAUUACAAGACGAAGUACAGGUAUUUGGAGUUACGGAGACGAGAUCCUCAGAGAUUCGAUCCCACCAAUUUCUGA